Molecule: messenger RNA, 1282 nt
Organism: Contarinia nasturtii (swede midge)
Lineage: Eukaryota; Metazoa; Arthropoda; Insecta; Diptera; Cecidomyiidae
Product: prostatic acid phosphatase-like
Exons: 5
Coding region: 68-1252 (394 amino acids)
Biological process (GO): dephosphorylation
Molecular function (GO): phosphatase activity
Source: RefSeq, a predicted model, not a curated record
CCAAUUCAGUUAGACAGAAUACCCCGUGUGGAUUAGAUACAAAAAUAUUAAAAGAAGUGUCUGAAAAAUGAAAACUUUUCUGAAAAAUAACAAAAUUCGAAUAUUGUUAAUAGUGUCACUAUUGUUAAUUCUAACAAUAGCAUUCGAUUAUAAUUUUUUCCGUUUUCGUCUUGUGUCCUCACCAAACAACGAUCUCAUCGAAGUUGAACCUCUAUUUGCUCAUGUUAUAUUUCGACAUGGUGAGAGAAAUAUAGAAAGAACCCAUCCAACUGACCCGUAUGCUAGUGAGAGCUAUUGGCCUGGUGGAUAUGGAGCACUCACAAAAAAUGGCAAAAAAGACAUGUAUGAGCUUGGUAAAUAUUUACGGCGACGUUAUAACAAAGUGAUUGGAGAACAUUAUACGCCAAAAACGGUUUAUAUUCAUAGUACCGAUUAUGAUAGAUCGUUGAUGAGUGCCGAGAUUCUUGCAUCAGCUUUAUUUCCACCAGCUGGCGAUCAAAUUUGGAACAAGAACCUAAAAUGGCAACCAAUACCAGUGCACACCCGUCCAAUGAGUCAGGAACUGCUUUUGGCUUUCAAAAUGCCAUGUCCACGUUUCACAUAUUUAUUGGAGAAUUAUAAGAAAAGCACAGAAUAUAAAACAACGCUUGCCAAGUAUGGUCCGUUGAUUAAACACUGGGAAAAUCAAUCCGGAAAAUCACUCGAAAAACCUUUCGACAUCUAUUACUUACACGAUGCACUUUAUGUGGAACAUCGACUGGGAUUCGACCUUCCUGAAUGGGCUGAUGAAGCUAUUCAAGGGAAUAAAACAUUGGAAUACCUAGCUGCAUUUGAACUACAAUCAUAUUCACAAUCAACGGAAAUGAAGAAAUUAGAAGGCGGUUUCGUAAUAAAAGAGAUGCUGGAUCGCUUUAAAGAAAAAUCAUUGGACACGCUCAAACCCAAUCGUACUUUAUGGAUUUACUCUGCACACGAUUUAACUUUUGUCAAUAUUUUGAAUUCUCUGAACGUAUUUGAUUUACACAUGCCACCAUAUGCAUCGAGCUUGCACUUUGAAUUGUAUAAAUCAGGCGAUGAUUACCAUGUUCAAUUAUUCUAUAGAAAAUCAAAGGAAGAAAUUCUUGUGCCAUUAGAGAUUCCCAAUUGUGGUACAAUGUGUCCAUUGAAUACACUCUAUCAAUUAUACAAAGAUAUUUUGCCAACAGAAUUUGAGGAUUUCAAUUCAGCAUGUCGCCACUACAGCAGUAAAUGAACAUACAAUUGAUGUUUUAUUUAUUGAAAA